AUGUCAGGACUGCUGACUGCUAGACCGCUGGUGUCUUGGGACCGCUGGCGUCUAGGGGCUGCAGGCAUCGGGACCGCUGACCGCUGGACCGCUGGUGUCUCCAAAUGCUGGUGGCACAGGCCCGCUGGCAGCACAACUGCCAGAGGCUGCAGCUCGGGGCUGCUGAAGGCGGGCUGCAGGCGGCUCCGGGCCACCGGAAGCUGGGCCACAGGCGGUUGGAAGCUGCAGGUGGCGGCUUGGGACCACCGGAGGCAGGACCACCGGAGGCAGGGCCGCAGGCAGCUGAACGCUGCAGGCCGCUCGGGGGCACUGGAGGCAGGACCUCCGGAGGUGGGGCUGCAGGUGCUGGAGGCUGCAGGCGUCUGGAGACUGCUGGCGGUGGGACCGCUGGCGAUGGUUAUAGCUCUAACAAGAGCUGUUACAGCUCUUCUGCUCCUCCGACUCUUCCUUCUGCUCCAGCCAGAGCUCUCCUGCUCCCCUGACAGCCUCACACACCAACCUUUAUGGGAUGCAGACACAUUCUCCUGUACAAAUUAUUGUGUAGUCACCACUGCAGAACAGAAAAUUGUUAUUACCAGAGCCAUAUUGGAGGUUACAGCUGGAAGAGGUCAUAUAUUGUCCAGGACCAAUGCACAGUACUUGUUUAGAACUGCCAACAGGCUCUUUGGAGACAAGUCUCAUGAAUUCCUCUCGUCUUUCAAAAACUCCUGCCUCAAGUUCUACCAAGCAGAGAUGGAAUAGCUCGACUUUCAUACCGCUGCAGAAGAGACCAGGGCACACAUCAACACCUGGGUGGCCGAAAAGACGGAAGGACAGAUUACAGAGUUGCUGUCUCUGGGUUCAGUGGAUUCAAUGACUAAUCUGAUUCUCGUGAAUGCCAUCUAUUUCAAAGGUAGGGAUAAUCAGUUUAACAAAACACAGACCAUGGAAAGACCAUUUAAAGUCAGCAAGAAUGAGGAGAAACCUGUGAAGAUGAUGUUUAAAAAAUCUACCUUUCAAAUGACCUAUAUAGAGGAAAUAUUCACCAAAACUCUGGUGCUCCCUUUUGUGGGCAAAGAGCUGAACAUGAUCAUCAUGCUUCUAGAUGAAAACACGGAUUUGAGGACGGUGGAGAAAGAACUCACUUAUGAGAAAUUUGCAGAGUGGACGAGGCCAGACAUGCUGGACGAAGAAGAGGUGGAAGUUUUCCUCCCUAGAUUUAAACUGGAGGAGGAUUACGACAAGAAGAAUGUGCUUUGCUCUCUGGGCAUGACCGAUGCCUUUGAGCAGGCCAAGGCAGACUUCUCUGGGAUGUCGUCCAGGAAAGACCUGUAUCUGUCCAGGGUGGUGCACAAGGCCUUAAUGGAGGUGAACAAGGAAGGCACAGAGGCUGCGGCGGCCACAGCGGCCAUCACAAUGUUGCGGUGUGCAAGAAUCAUGCCCCGGUUCUGCGCCGACCACCUCCUCUUCUUUAUCCAACACAGCAAGACCAACAGCAUCCUGUUCUGUGGCCACUGCUCCUCCCGGUAA
Mustela erminea (ermine) is the source of this 1509-nucleotide messenger RNA. Its product is annotated as serpin B6-like. Gene Ontology annotation, molecular function: serine-type endopeptidase inhibitor activity. The record is from RefSeq and is a predicted model, not a curated record. Gene Ontology annotation, biological process: negative regulation of endopeptidase activity. NCBI's taxonomy places the organism in Eukaryota, Metazoa, Chordata, Mammalia, Carnivora, Mustelidae. Gene Ontology annotation, cellular component: cytoplasm.